CACACCACAACCACUUUCUUAGCUUCCACACCAAGAAGAAGAAGAAGAAGAAACUGCAUAAAAAUGGCAUCGUCAUCAGAUAAGGUGGUGGAAACAGUAAUAGCGGGUAACUACGUAGAAAUGGAAAGCGAAGGAGGGAAAGGAAAAGACAUGAAAAGCAGGGUAUCAAGCCUGUUAUGGCACGGCGGUUCAGUGUACGACGCAUGGUUCAGCUGCGCAUCAAACCAAGUAGCACAAGUGCUUCUAACAUUGCCAUACUCCUUCUCUCAGCUAGGCAUGGCGUCCGGCAUAGCAUUCCAACUUCUGUACGGUUUGCUAGGUAGCUGGACGGCGUACCUGAUAAGCAUACUGUACGUAGAAUACAGAACUCGAAAAGAGAGAGAGAAGGUGAACUUCAGGAACCACGUGAUCCAGUGGUUCGAGGUUCUUGAUGGACUCCUGGGGAAGCACUGGAGGAACGUGGGUUUGGCGUUUAACUGCACGUUUCUUCUGUUUGGAUCUGUUAUCCAACUCAUCGCCUGUGCCAGCAACAUCUAUUACAUCAACGAUAAUCUUGAUAAGAGGACUUGGACUUAUAUCUUCGGCGCUUGCUGUGCCACCACCGUCUUCAUUCCUUCUUUUCAUAACUACCGAAUCUGGUCUUUCUUGGGUCUUCUUAUGACCACUUACACUGCCUGGUAUCUCACCGUUGCUUCUCUCCUUCACGGCCAGGUGGAAGGAGUUAAGCAUUCCGGUCCGACCAAGUUGGUUUUGUAUUUUACGGGGGCCACAAACAUUCUCUACACCUUCGGGGGACAUGCUGUUACUGUAGAGAUAAUGCACGCAAUGUGGAAGCCACAGAAGUUCAAGAGCAUAUACUUAGUGGCAACAAUAUAUGUGCUGACAUUGACGCUUCCAUCGGCGGCAGCAGUGUAUUGGGCGUUCGGGGACAUGCUUCUGAACCACUCAAACGCAUUUGCUCUGCUGCCAAGAUCCCCAUUCAGGGACAUGGCUGUCAUUUUGAUGCUUAUCCACCAGUUCAUAACAUUUGGGUUUGCAUGCACCCCGUUAUACUUUGUGUGGGAGAAAGCAAUUGGAAUGCAUGAAUGCAAGAGCCUGUGCAAGCGUGCACUAGUGAGGCUGCCUGUUGUGAUUCCCAUAUGGUUCUUGGCCAUCAUAUUCCCCUUCUUUGGCCCCAUCAACUCCACCGUUGGAUCUCUCCUUGUUAGCUUCACUGUUUACAUCAUCCCUGCCCUUGCUCACAUCUUCACCUUCAAAUCAUCCUCUGCCCGUCAGAAUGCAGUGGAGCAACCUCCCAAGUUUAUGGGAAGAUGGGUCGGAACCUAUGUGAUCAAUGUGUUUGUGGUAAUCUGGGUGCUAGUAGUAGGCUUUGGAUUUGGAGGGUGGGCUAGCAUGGUCAACUUCAUUCACCAGAUUGACACUUUUGGACUCUUCACUAAGUGUUACCAGUGCCCUCCACCACCGCUGCCACAUCAGCUCAAUGCUACCGCCACCGCCACAGCUGCUGCUCCUUCCCCUCACCACCACUCCCUUCCUCCUCUUCAUCAUCAUGGUGGUCACUGAUGAGUUGAUUGAACUGAUUAAUCCCAAUCAAUGGUGGUGCAAGUGCAAUGCAUGUUAUGUAGUACUCCUUGCUAGCUAGCUAUAGCUACAUUGUUGUUAAUUAAUUAAGGAGAGAUCGAUGUGAUGACUCAGAGUUCAGUCAUGUCCUGCAUUUAUUAUGUAUUGGUCAUGCCAUAAUUAAAACAAACACAUAAUGUAUUCUUCUUUUUCA
Molecule: messenger RNA, 1774 nt
Organism: Arachis stenosperma
Lineage: Eukaryota; Viridiplantae; Streptophyta; Magnoliopsida; Fabales; Fabaceae
Product: auxin transporter-like protein 5
Exons: 4
Coding region: 64-1563 (499 amino acids)
Cellular component (GO): plasma membrane
Source: RefSeq, a predicted model, not a curated record